Nezara viridula (southern green stink bug) is the source of this 231-nucleotide messenger RNA. The record is from the annotation of a GenBank genome assembly. NCBI's taxonomy places the organism in Eukaryota, Metazoa, Arthropoda, Insecta, Hemiptera, Pentatomidae.
AUGGAGAAAUCAAGAUUGCAAGAUUCCAAUGACAAUCCUAAAGAAGAAUCGAAUGGAGCAGAGCAACUGAAUGAGGAAGAAUUGGGUAACAGGGACACUUUUUUUGAUGCAGAAAUUGGGGAUUUGUUACCUGUACUGGUGAUGAUGACGCUGGCGAUAAUUAGCUGCCUUCAAAAGUAUCCAGUAGACCUCCGAUCUCAGAUAUGUGAAAAGCGUUUCCUUUCAGAGUGA